AUGAGUGAACAGGAGAAGGAGACGGAGGAGGAGGAGGGAGGGGGCGCUUCCGACACAGCACCCAUGCUGCCAGGAAGACUUCCUGACUGCCGGACCUCAGCCCUGAUGUCCCCAGGAUGGGUAGGCCUGGCUGUCCGAGGCUUCAGGUCCCUGUUGCUGCCCGGCCAGGCCCUGGCAGGGCUCCUGCUGCACCUGCUGUUGCCCGCCGCCGUGUUCCUGCUGGUGCUGCUGCCCGCGGCGGCCAUCGCAUACCUGGGAUUCCUGUGCCACUCAAGGGUUCACCCGGCACCCCGCCCCGCGUGCCGCGCGCUCCUCUCGGACAGAAGCUCCGCGGCGCUCAUGGUCCUCGGCUUCCUCUCGUUGCCUCCGCUGCUCGUGCUUGCUUCGGCCGCCCGCACCCGCCUGGCCCGGCGCCUCCUCACGCUGCUACCCCCAACUUGGACCCCUGGACCCCGCCGCCACCCGGGGUGCGGCGACCGUGGGCGAGUGGGACACCACGCCGACGGGGAGGAGCAGCUCUGA
Odobenus rosmarus divergens (Pacific walrus) is the source of this 522-nucleotide messenger RNA. RefSeq names its product transmembrane protein 88B (gene TMEM278). The record is from RefSeq and is a predicted model, not a curated record. The coding region runs from base 1 to 522 and encodes 173 amino acids. The transcript is spliced from 2 exons. Gene Ontology annotation, molecular function: PDZ domain binding. Lineage: Eukaryota; Metazoa; Chordata; Mammalia; Carnivora; Odobenidae. Gene Ontology annotation, biological process: negative regulation of canonical Wnt signaling pathway. Gene Ontology annotation, cellular component: plasma membrane.